Spizellomyces punctatus DAOM BR117 is the source of this 8563-nucleotide messenger RNA. RefSeq lists its product as uncharacterized. The transcript is spliced from 15 exons. Gene Ontology annotation, biological process: cellular response to amino acid starvation; regulation of translation. Lineage: Eukaryota; Fungi; Chytridiomycota; Chytridiomycetes; Spizellomycetales; Spizellomycetaceae. The record is from RefSeq and is a predicted model, not a curated record. Gene Ontology annotation, cellular component: cytosol. Gene Ontology annotation, molecular function: protein kinase regulator activity. Bases 91 to 8469 code for a protein of 2792 amino acids.
GCAAAAAGUUCAGCAAAGGGAGACCUACGGCUUGCUUUCUUUUGAACUCGCUGCCUCCAUUCCCCAGUUGCUCAUUGAACUGCGAGGUGGAUGAAUAUGGGCAACCCGGCCGACAUUCCUGACUAUGUCGAUAUCGUGGGUGACGAAGACGAGGACCAUGCACCGACAAUGUUGACGGCUGCACAACUCGAGUUACCUUGGGAAGAGUUUGUUCCACAUGUUUUUAUUCCGGGCGUUGGCGCAUCUAGUACGCGCAGGAGGGUAUCUGUUCUUAAAGGACUCGCAAAGAAGAUCAGUUCCGAGGACUUUGCGGAUGCACUCCUCCCUGCUAUUGUACAGCACCUCCUCUUGACGGUGCCUCGGUUUGAGGACACGGCCUCGCGGAAAGCUGUUUACGCUGUUCUACAGGCCUUGUUUGAAAAGGCUCAGGCCAAAACUGGUCAGCCGCUAGAUGCGCCGUUCAUGAAAGGAACAGCAAAACUGUUGGAGAGAGAGUUGAAGGGCAACAUCUCGACGAUGGCCCCCUCGAUACUGUACAAUUACGCAUCUUGGACUGCCCGCCUUAUCCGAUUCUUAUUGUCAUCGUCCUCAGCUUCCAAGCCAGAUCUGUCGACCUAUAGCGCGUCAUAUGUGUGGAAAACUUUGCUUGGGCUCCAUGUGACAUUACUUGAUGCAUCUGCGACUUCGGAUGGAUGCCGUAGCAAAGUCAUGUUUGGCAGGACUGUUAUUGCUACAGAAAAGGCUGUGCGGAGUGCUGGAGCGGAGGGUAUCGAUCUGAUAUUAGGAACGUUGUUAACGCCGUCGGUGGUGGAUGGCAAGGAGGGCACAAAAGGUUGUGUGCUCCUUGGACAUUGUCUAAAGGUUGCGAUAGAGAGCAACUAUUUGGAUGUCGUCGAUAAAUACAAGAGCGCCGUCAUUACCUUCUACACCAAAGCUAUCCUACCCUCCCGAGCAGCUGUCCCUGUACCGUAUCUCACCAGCCUGUCUACAUUCUUCCAGCACUACAUCACACCGGACGUUUUUCAAGAGAUCGUUGCGGCCGGUGAGCGCUUAUUGCUCCGGUCUCCGGAAGUUGUUAUUCGAGUUCUUGAUCACACUGUCCGCCACGUGCAAUUUGACCUCAGUAGUAUUUUCCGCGCAAAGUUUGCUGAUACGUUGCUCAACAACAUGAAAUCGACGAAUGAGGUUGUUCGCUUUGAUGCAGCGAAUUUCUUCCAGACGCUCUGUUCCAAGAGUGCCGACGAAGGAGAGCUUGCGAAGGUUGUAGAUGUUGCUAUAAAGGCUUUUGGGAGCAAGGCACCUUCUGCUGAACAGAGACAAAUGUAUUAUACCGCAUUAUCCCAAAUACCAACACUCCCUGCAGUUUCUCGGAAAUUGAUCGAGAGUGCACCUACCCUCUCCACUAAAGAGUCAAACGAGACUUCCUUACACGUGUUAUUCCAAGCCUUAGCCCCGCAUGUUCAUGGAUAUUUAACAUCACCGUCGCCCGAUGCAAAGGUCGUCACCUCCCUCCUGCAGUAUCUAACAUCUGGAGUCAGCGACGCGAAAAGUGGAACGCGGCGAGCAUUUUUGGGAUUAUUGGCAAAUGCUGUCAAGGGUGGUGCUCUAGUGGCGGUGCAUGAUGGGCUUUCGAAACUUGUUGAUGCUGUCAUCAAGAUUGUUGGGAAAGUGCAGGCGGCUGGAGUAGCGUUGCUGGAUCCGAAGAAGGAGACUCCCGCGCUCGUCGAAGGAUACUAUGGCGUGGGAUGGCUACAAGAGGUGGUUCAAUGGGAACGUGGGCAAAAGAAAGUUGUCGUUGGAGCUGAUUUGGAGAAAACGUCCUUCUUCGCCAAUCUCCUUACUUCCCCACCGCAAAAAUCAUUCUUACUAAACGACAAGUUUUACACUAAGCUGCUACCAACAGUCGAUGAGCAGCGACAGUUUAUGCGCGUUGUUAUUGCAAUCGUUGAGAACGACGAAUGGUUCAAUAUGGCAGGCGCAUCGGAUAGUACGAAAAACCAGCUCUCCUUGGCAGCAGCUCUUACAUGGGGGUUGGUCCAGUCUGCUCACCAUCAAAUCCGUCGGGAAACGUAUGCGGCCGUGUCGCGGAUGGUAAAGACAAACAACGUCGGGCUAUUGCAGCGUUUGGUGAGAUUAGUACGACUCGGCCUUGGCAAUGUUAUUGCUGUUACGGGAGUCAAGGCACGGGAUCCUCUCGGAUGGAACGACAAACUUUCAAGAAGUUCUGAAAAGUUUGGGCAUCGGGCUUUUGGUGCGCUUUGUGCAGUCUUGCCAUCCGCCUCAGAAGAGGAAGACCAUACUGUCGAAUGGCGUCAGGCCGUGGAGAAGAGUCUAAUGGACCUUGCUGUUUUGACUUGUCAUUCGUCAAUUACUGAGGUUAUGGGGGAGGAUAUCUGGAUCCGACUGUGUUUCCGCGCCGCUUUGGGACCUCACAUCGUGGACGAAUAUGGCGGGAUAUACAUCAAGAAAUGGUUGACCCAGGACCAAUGUGAUGAUGUGGGCGAAGGAGGACUCGGAGAACUCGUCCCCGACACUAUUCGACAGGCGACAUUGUCCGCAUUGGUUCUUUUCACUGACGUUGCAACGGAAGCCGUUGUUCGGGAAGCGAUUCCGUGGUGCUUGGCGAUUAUGGAUAAUGACGAUGUCAAACAGGUGACUCCGACAGAUGUAGACAUAUGGGCAACACCAGAGGGCACGCUCUUCCAUGAUCCGACAGCGAAAAAGGGCGCGGGACGAGCGGAAGAUCGACCGAGAACAGCUGAAGAGAAAUGGGAGCGGGAGCUGAGAAAAGAGCUGGAAAAGAAAGGGAAAGGGGGUGCGAAAUCAGAAAAGCUGAGUAAGGCCGAUCGUGAACUCCAGCAACAGCAAUUGGAGAAGGAGAGCCAAAUCCGUCGGCGCGUUGGGAUCAUUCGUCGCAAGGUUUUGACCGGCCUGGACGUGCUUGAUGCUGUAAUCGACGGAGUGAGGAAAAGUGUCGGCGAAGAAGCACGAGAAGCGUUUGGCCAGUCGGUUGGCGAUGUGGUACGUGUGCUUUUGGGUGAAGUGAUCACGAGAGAGUUGGUUGUAGCCGGGAAGACAUCAAAUGGAUCACUAGGCCCAGUAUUAGCGGGGAAAAGGGCUAUCGAUACCUUUGCCAACUUGGGAGUUGUGGUGGGUAACAGACUGGAUGGAUUGGUGGAGCCACCAACUCUUGCCAUGGCAAUCUUGAGAGCCAUAGGAGUCAUUGAAGGGAAUGAAGGUGUAGAGCAGAGAUUCUGCAAGCGGAGUGUUGCAGACUUUGCAGCCAAUGUGCUGGGCAGCUUGAAGGAGCUUUACUCUGUUUCAGAUCUUUUCGAGCCACCAACAUUUGCCUACCUCUUUCCACUUCUCCGUGCGAUCGUUCUCCGCCAAGGCCGAAUCGGAACUUUGAACGAGCGAGCCGUCACUGACUUGGUCAUGACCGCCUCUGAUGUCCUUUUAGCCCAUUGUGGUCUCGCGUCUACACCCGUUGUUCCUCGUCGUGAAAUGCUGAGGUGCUUGUUAGAAAUGCUGGGACGAUACCCCCGGUUGCGCGGUGCCGGGCGGGAAGGCCUUUUGACUUUGGCUUUUGCGGUCGGUGCUGGUGACCAUGAUGAGGACGCCGACGAGAAUGGUGAAACAACGAAUGGUGAUUCGGCUCAAACUGAUGUGGAAGCUGUUGUUCGGGAACUUCUUGAUGGUCUUUUGAGCUCAGAGGAAGCUGUACGCGAGAGUUGUCUUAUGGCUCUAUCGCAUCUUCCAGUUCCUAGCGGCAUUUCGGAUCUGUUUGAUGUCAGAGUAUGGGUGGCCAAGUUUGAUGAAAUUGAGGACAUCAGGAAACAUGCGGACGCGCUGUGGGAUGAAUGGAAUGGUGAUUCGACCAUUGAGUUUGAGGGUGUUCCGAGGCUGGUCGAGCUGGCUGUGUACAAGGUUGAAGCAGUACGCACAAGUGCCGGUCGCGCGCUAUCGGGUGCCUUGAAAGAAUACCCAGACGCAGUUACAGCAACGUUGGAGGAUCUUUAUCGCACUUAUACGGAAAAGGUUGCAAUUCCCGAACCUGAAUAUGACGAUUACGGGAUGGUAAUACCAGAGUCGCUGAACAAACCUGAUGAAUGGGAGGCUCGAGCUGGCGUCGCUUAUGCGUUGCAAUCAUGCGUUCCUGUCAUCACGGAUCUGGAGCCCAUUCAAAAGCUGUUCCAUUUCUUGAUUGAAGGCGAGGCUCUGGGGGACCGAAACGAAAGAGUGCAGCGGCUGAUGCUGGACGCGGGGUUAGCGGCGGCGAAUGCUGGCGGUAAAACCCAUGUACGAGAGUUAUUGGAGGUCAUCGACAGUUAUCUUUCGAAGCCCGCUAUGGCGUCGGAAACGCACGAUCGGAUCCGAGAAUCGUGUGUCAUUCUUUUGGGCACAUUAGCACAGCACUUGGAACCGACAGAUCCAUUGAUUCCCGAGGUGAUUGCCAAGUUAAUGGACACUCUCAAAACGCCAUCAGAGACUGUGCAAGUCGCGGUGUCGGAAUGUUUACCUGCUCUCGUCAAAGUCAACAAGCAGGGCGCCCAAAAGCUGGUCGAGCAGUUAUUACAUCAACUAUAUACGUCGCAAAAGUACGGUGAACGACGAGGUGCAGCUUAUGGUCUGGCGGGAGUUGUCAAAGGAUGUGGAAUAUCAUCUUUGAAAGAUUACCAAAUAAUGUCAAGCUUGAAGGAGGCUGUGGAAGACAAGAAACGGGUCGAGAAGAGAGAGGGGGCACUUUUCGCCUUUGAGACGCUUUCGCAAACCCUCGGGCGAUUGUUCGAGCCGUACGUCAUUCAGAUCUUGCCGUUGUUGCUUGUUUGUUUCGGUGAUAAUAGCCGCGAGGUUCGGGAAGCGACUGAGGACGCAUGUCGUGUCAUCAUGUCAAAACUCUCAGCACAUUGUGUCAAACUGGUUUUGCCCAGUCUUUUGAAUGGACUGGAGGAUAAGAAUUGGCGGACAAAGACUGGAAGUAUUGAUGUGCUUGCCAGCAUGGCCUUCUUGGCACCGAAGCAGCUCAGCGUAAGUCUGCCAACUGUGGUCCCCAGGCUUUGCGAUGUCCUGGCGGAUUCACAUGCCAAGGUUCAAGAAUCUGCAAAACAAGCUUUGAACCAAUUCGGAAAUGUGAUCAAAAAUCCUGAGAUUCAAGCCCUCGUCCCUGUGCUGCUGGCGGCUCUUGUUGAUCCAAACGGCAAGACCAGCGCAGCCUUAUCAGCACUGCUAGAUACGGCGUUUGUGCACUAUAUUGAUGCACCUUCUCUAGCGCUGUUGGUGCCUAUUUUGCAUCGUGGUCUGAAAGAACGCGGCACCGAUAUCAAGAAGAAGGCGGCGCAGAUCAUGGGUAACAUGGCGAGUUUGACUGAUCCCAAAGAUCUGGUUCCCUAUUUGCCGACACUGAUGCCAGGAUUGAAGGAGGUAUUGGUCGAUCCUGUGCCAGAGGCGCGCGCAACGGCGGCAAAGGCAUUCGGAAACAUGGUCGCAAAGCUCGGGGAGGACAAUUUCCCUGGGUUGGUGGGCGAACUUCUUGACACCUUGAAGAGCGAUACUAGUGGGGUAGACCGUAGCGGUGCUGCACAAGGGCUUAGUGAAGUCAUUUCUGGGCUUGGUCUGGAGAGGCUGGAAGGUCUUCUACCAGAGGUUGUUGCCAAUGCGGACAGUCCAAAGGCGUACGUUAGGGAAGGAUUCAUGACACUGCUAGUCUACUUACCUGCCACACAUGGCGAAAAGUUCCAGCCAUAUCUGGGUACUAUUAUUCCAUCGGUGUUGCGGGGGUUGGCUGAUGAAAGCGAACCUGUGCGAGAUGCCUCUAUGAAAACCGGUCAGAUGAUUGUUCGGAACUAUGCUACAAGGGCCGUGGAUCUUCUUCUUCCUGAGCUUGAGCGAGGCUUGUUUGACGAAAAUUGGCGCAUAAGGCAAAGUUCCGUUCAGCUUAUGGGUGACCUCUUGUACCGUAUUGCGGGUGUAUCUGGCAAGGUUGAGCUGGAGACGCCAGAAGAUGAAGGUCUUGGUACGGAACAUGGACGACAAGCUCUUGUCCACGCUUUGGGCAAGGAACGAUUCGACAAGGUCCUUGCCAGUUUGUAUGUUGCACGUGCGGAUGCAAGUGCCAUCGUCCGACAAGCAUCUUUGCACGUCUGGAAGAGCAUCGUGUCUAACACGCCCCGUACGCUCAAGGAGAUCCUACCAAUCAUGAUGGACAUUCUUGUAGCGAGUCUCGCGAGUGAGAAUGUAGACAAACGUGGAUCUGCUGCACGGUGCCUGGGAGACCUUGUUCGCAAGUUGGGUGAGAGCAUUCUGAGCGAGUUGCUCCCGAUUUUGGAGAAAGGUUUGGAUUCAGACCGUGAAGAAAUUCGGCAAGGUGUCUGUGUUGCUAUGACGGAGAUCAUGGCGUCUGCUGGAAAGACCCAGGUCGUGGAAUUCGUUGGCGAUUGUGUGGGACUGGUCAGGAAGGCGUUGGUGGACGAAGAGCCGGAGGUUCGGGAAGCUGCAGCCCAGGCGUUUGACAUGCUCCACCAGCACAUGGGCAAACAAGCCAUUGAUGAGGUUCUCCCGAGUCUUCUCAACAUGCUCAAAGCCGGCCCAGAAACUGAUCGCUCCAGCACUUAUGCUUUGGAAGCCCUUAAGGAAAUCAUGGCUGUGCGAAGUAAUGUUGUGUUCCCCGUUUUGAUCCCUACUUUGAUUGCUCGACCUAUCAGUAGCUUCAAUGCGCAUGCGCUGGCAAGUCUGAUCACUGUUGCGGGACCGGCAUUAAACAAGCGACUGGGUACCAUUCUUCCUGCUUUGAUGGAUGCCGUCGAAGGAAGCGAGGAUGCUGUCGAGGAUGUUAGGGAAACAAUGAAUGUGCUAUUAGUAAACGUAGAUGAAGAGGGCGUCCAUCAGCUGAUGAUGCUGCUCACGAAUGCUAUCAACGAGGGCAGCCCCGAGAGAAAGCGAGUUGGCUGUGAAUGUCUGAAACUCUUCUGCGACGGAAAUCGUGAGGUUCUGGAUGCCGAGUACAUUGGUGAUUGGAUUGAGCUUUUGGUUGCCAUGUUGAGAGGUGGAAAGAAGGGCGAAGAGGAUCUUGUAAAGAGUGCUUGGGCGGCGUUGGACUCCAUUAUCAAGAGACUCAAAAAGGAGGAAAUGGACAGAUUUGUGCAGGUUGUUAGAAGGGCAGUGAGGGAUGCGGAGGAUGGGCUGGAUGAAGGAGAGGUUUUGGAAGGCUUCUCAUUGCCCAAGGGAAUAUCACCUGUACUGCCCAUCUUUUUGCAAGGACUCAUGUAUGGAAGUCCCGACAAUCGCGAGCAAUCGGCACUUGGAUUGGGUGACCUUGUCCGGCGCACUUCUGCCGAUGCGCUGAAGCCCUUCGUGACUCAGAUAACCGGACCCCUCAUUCGUGUUAUUGGAGAUCGGUUCCCUCCUGGCGUGAAAUCUGCAAUUUUGAUGACAUUAGGGCAACUGCUUGACAAAGUUUCCGCAAUGCUCAAACCCUUCCUACCGCAGCUUCAAAGAACCUUUGUCAAAUGUCUAUCUGAACCGAGUAGCGGCAUGGUUCGGGACCGCGCGGCUCGAUGCCUAACAUCAUUGAUCGCGCUUCAGACCAGAUUGGACCCACUGGUAGCAGAGCUUGCGCAAGGUGUCCGCGGUGCCGAGGACCGUGGUGUCCGAGAAGCCAUGUGGGAGGCGUUGUACGGCGUUGUCAAAGGGGUUGGAGGGCCUGGACGGGACCUGAAUGCCGCUAGCAACAAAACGAUUGAAGGACUUAUUACCGAGGGGAUAAGUAUGAGCGGGGAGCAUGACGAUGGAAUCCGUGAGGGUGCUGCUAAGGUCUUUGGUGCCUACUGUAGAUAUGUUCCAAAGGAAGAGUCGAGAGCACUCGUAACCUCUCAAAUAUUAGGAACUGGAUCGGAUGCGCCAUGGUACCGGUUGGCAGGAGCAUUACAAUCGUUGUCGUGGGUGAUGACAGAUGCUCCGGAACUGAUACACCAGCUCGAACUAACGGACGAAGUUGUCCAGCUUGUUCUAAUCGGGCUUGCGAAUGACAAGCCACAAGUGAUGGAGGAGGCAGUCAAAGCAGCCGGAAGAAUGCUCUCAAUUCAGGAAUAUGUGGCGGAAGGUAGUGCAGACAAGUUGCUUCCAGCGUUGGUAGGCGUUCUCCCAGCCGGGCAGGCAUCAAAUGAUGCACGACGCGAAGUGGAGGUCGUGAUCAAGAAUGUCGCGAAACAAUCACAUCAGGUUGUUGCCCCUUACUUGUCAACAAUUGUACCGGCUCUAAUGCUGUGUGUUCGUGACCGGAAUAUACCCGUCAAGCUUGCAGCCGAGCGGGCACUGCUGCACGUAUUCGAAAUUGGGAAGGGAACGGAUGUACUGCAGCGAUAUCUUGGUACACUGGAUGCCCCAAGCGCUAGAAAUAUUGGGGACUAUGCUAGACGGGUUCUGAGUAAAUUGGUGGAAAAGGAUAGCGAUGACGAAGGGGAUGUGUAUUAGUGUUGUCAUGCAUUGUAACUAUGUAGAUUCUGGUUUCAUUUAUCAUUUAUGUAGCAAUACAGUUGCGUAGGGUAUGGCCGCUCGCUCUGCUCUA